This is a messenger RNA of Drosophila elegans, 2766 nucleotides long. It is a transcript of the gene BuGZ, whose product is annotated as BUB3-interacting and GLEBS motif-containing protein ZNF207. Gene Ontology annotation, molecular function: DNA binding. NCBI's taxonomy places the organism in Eukaryota, Metazoa, Arthropoda, Insecta, Diptera, Drosophilidae. The transcript is spliced from 7 exons. The record is from RefSeq and is a predicted model, not a curated record. The coding region runs from base 131 to 1819 and encodes 562 amino acids. Gene Ontology annotation, cellular component: nucleus.
UGCACGGUCACACUCAACUGGCUCCAUUUUGUUUUCCACAGCGGAACCUUUUUGCUACAUCAAAUUGCAUUUUUAUACGACCAACCGAACGUUUUUGUAAAUUUAAGUGUUUUAAAACGGACUUCGAAUCAUGGGACGCAAGAAGAAGAAGGCCUCCAAACCCUGGUGCUGGUACUGCAACCGCGAAUUCGACGACGAGAAGAUCCUGGUGCAGCACCAGAAGGCCAAGCACUUCAAGUGCCACAUCUGCCACAAGAAGUUGUACACCGGACCGGGCCUCUCCAUCCAUUGCAUGCAGGUGCACAAGGAGACGGUGGACAAGGUGCCCAACUCGCUGCCCAAUCGCUCAAACAUUGAAAUCGAAAUCUUCGGCAUGGACGGCAUUCCCGCCGAGGAUCUCAGGGAUCACGAGCGCCAAAAGAACGGCGGCAAGUCCGACUCUGAUGAUGAUGAGCCGGUGGCCAAGAAGAAAGUGGAAUAUGCCAUGAGCGUGCCGCCGCCAAUGAUGAUGCCCCCGAAUAUGAUGCCGCCGCACAUGCUGGGCCAGUAUGGCAUGGGCAUGAUGCAGCACAUGCCACCGCUGCCUCCGUACCCAGUGCCCAUGAUGCCGCACAUGAUGCCACCGCGUCCUCUGUUCCCGGCCGCCAUGGCCACCACGUCAGCGGCGGCUGCUGCUGCGGCGGUGCACCAUCACCAUGCGGCCGCCAUGGCACAACAGAAGCCAACAUUUCCAGCUUACAGUAAUGCUACCAUAAGUGCUCCGCCCACCACCAACCAUGCUGGUGGCGCAUCCAGUGCAAGUGCACCACCAAGUGGUCCGCCCGAUGGCCAGCAACACCAGCAGCGUCCGCCGGCUCCACCAGCAGCAUCCGGAGGUGCUGCCGCCGCUGUGACCACCAAGAUCAUGCACCCGCAAGAAGAUGUAAGCCUGGAAGAGCUGCGCGCCCGCCAACCGAAAAUACAGGCGCGUCUGGCUGCCGCUUUGGCUGCUCUGGCGAAUCCACAAAGCCGCAAGAGUCCAAGCAGCAAUGGCGGCGGCUCCGCGUCGAUGCCCGCCACUCCGCCGCCUCCGUCGCUGGCCGGGAUAUCGCCCACGGGCAGCAACAGCAGCAGUGGCAUGGCUAACGCGAUUGCCGUCUCCACAGCCAUGUCGAAGGCCCAGGAAACCGCCGCCCUAGUAGCCGUGGCACAGGCACAAGUCCAGGCUCAGGCGCACGCCCACGCCCACGCUGCCCAGGCUCAGGCCCAAGCUCAGGCCCAGGCCCAGGCCGUGGUGCAAGCCCAGGUGCAGGCUGCCCAUGUGGCCCACGCUGUGGCAGCCCAGCAGCAUCAGGCGGCUCAGCAGCAACAACAGGCGGUGGCGCAACAGCAGCAGCAGCAGCAGCAGGCGGCGGUGCAGCAGCAACAGGCGGUUCAGCAGCAGCAGGUCAAGCAACUGGAGGAACUCAAUCGGGCUGUGAUGCUCCAGCGCUUUCAGGCUGCCAGACAGCCAUCAAAUCCUGGCGCUGCGGCAGCGGCUGCGGCCGCCGCAGCUGUCGGCAUGAUGCCGAUACCAGGCCACAUGCAGCUGAUGCAGCCGAUGCUGAGACCGGCCAUGGCCAUCGGUCCCCAUGGAGCGCUUAUCGGCGGGAAUAUGAUUAGAGCAGCCGGUGGCCCCGGAUUUAACGGCAUGCCUGCAGGCUUACUGCCCAUGCAGGCGAUUGGAUUACCCGGAAUGGCGGGCGCUUUGCCACCUGGAGCCAUGGCGAUGCCCGGAAUGGGCGUGAUGCUGCAAGGACAUCCGAACAUGCUGCAGAUGAUGCAGCCGCGCUUCAGAUGAUGUCUGCCCGCAGCGCCGGGUCUGUUGCAGGCGCCAGCAGCCCAGCCGCCAACGCACCUGCAACCGCAUCCUCCGCACGUGCAGCCUUCGCAGCCGUUCUCCAGGACCACGGCCGCUCUACAGGCUCAGCCGCCGCUGUUGAGCCUGCCGCUGCCACUGCUUUUCCACGAGUAAGGCAAGGAUCAAGCAUAUAUUUGCAAAGAGCAAACAGCGCGCACUCAGCAAGCAAGUUGUUUUGAAAACUCCAACCAAAGUCAAGUUCUUUUUCAAUGUAUAACAGUUUUUGAGACACAACACCCUCAACAAACACACACACACACACACACACACACACUUCUCGGCCACACGCUACCCACUAAUCAGCGGUUAUGCCUAGUUAACCAGUCGAUGUCAUAUACCUAUAUAUUUCGUUCACCUUAAGCACUCCAUUCUAGCUUUUGUUCCGAUCCAAAUUCAUUAAUUUUCCUUAUCCGACCUUCUCGAUGUGCGUGCAUAAAUACAUCUCUUAGAUCAAUUAUUCGUGCUAUUUGUAUAACACCAUGUACCACACACUGCUAAACCAAACACACACACACUAACUAUCCAUCUGAAGCUACUUUGCUGUGAUGUAGAUCUCUAUCUUUUAUCUGUAUCUAUAUCUGUAUAAUCAACAAAUUAAUCGUUGACACUUAAUCUAUACAAAUUGUUGUUUUUUAACAUUCUCUUUCUUAUUUUUUUUAGUUUCAUUUAGUGAGCAUAUAUUUUAAACACGCCGACACACACACACUCAGGUUGUUUAAUUAUACCUCCUUCAAAACAAAUGAAAUCCGAAAUGAAAUCUUCAAAAUCACACAAAAACCAAAACCAAAAAACCUGAACGCUCAAAGCUCUGGGUAUGUUGACAAUUGCCAUAAGCAGCAUUUUUGUGUUGUUUUUGUGUUAAUCGUGCGUAAUUUAUACUUUCGAUU